Molecule: messenger RNA, 3621 nt
Organism: Chrysochloris asiatica (Cape golden mole)
Lineage: Eukaryota; Metazoa; Chordata; Mammalia; Afrosoricida; Chrysochloridae
Gene: CACHD1
Product: cache domain containing 1
Exons: 26
Coding region: 199-3621 (1140 amino acids)
Cellular component (GO): voltage-gated calcium channel complex
Molecular function (GO): voltage-gated calcium channel activity
Source: RefSeq, a predicted model, not a curated record
UUCAAUUCCUUUGUGUACACUGAGAAAAUCUCAAAUGGAGAAAGUGAAGUACAACAGCUAGCCAAGAAAAUUCGAGAGAAAUUCAACCGUUACUUGGAUGUGGUCAACCGGAACAAGCAAGUUGUAGAAGCAUCCUAUACAGCUCAUCUGACCUCUCCCCUAACUGCAAUUCAGGACUGCUGCACCAUCCCACCCUCCAUGAUGGAAUUUGAUGGAAACUUUAACACCAACGUGUCUAGAACAAUCAGCUGUGAUCGACUGUCUAAUACUGUUAAUAGUCGGGCCUUCAAUCCUGGACGAGACUUAAAUUCAGUUCUUGCAGACAAUCUGAAAUCCAACCCUGGAAUUAAGUGGCAGUAUUUCAGUUCAGAAGAAGGAAUUUUCACUGUUUUCCCAGCACACAAGUUCCGGUGUAAGGGCAGCUAUGAGCAUCGUAGUAGACCCAUCUACGUCUCCACAGUCCGUCCUCAAUCGAAGCACAUCGUAGUCAUCCUGGACCAUGGGGCUUCCGUCACAGACAUGCAGCUUCAGAUCGCCAAGGACGCCGCCCAGAUCAUCCUUAGCGCCAUUGAUGAACACGAUAAGAUUUCCGUGUUGACUGUAGCCGACACUGUCAGGACUUGCUCACUGGACCAAUGCUAUAAGACGUUCCUGUCUCCUGCCACCAGUGAGACUAAAAGGAAAAUGUCUACCUUCCUGAGCAAUGUCAAGUCUUCUGACAGUCCCACCCAACAUGCAGUGGGAUUCCAAAAGGCAUUCCAGCUGAUCCGAAGCACAAACAAUAACACAAAAUUCCAAACAAAUACAGACAUGGUCAUAAUUUACCUGUCAGCUGGCAUUACAUCAAAGGUCUCCUCAGAAGAAGAUAAAAAGGCUACUCUCCGAGUCAUCAAUGAAGAAAAUAGCUUUUUAAACAACUCUGUGAUGAUUCUCACCUAUGCCCUCAUGAACGAUGGGGUAACUGGUUUGAAAGAACUGGCUUUUCUGAGAGAUCUGGCUGAACAGAAUUCAGGGAAGUAUGGUAUUCCAGACCGGACAUGCUUGCCUGUGAUGAAGGGCAGCAUGAUGGUGCUGAACCAACUGAGCAAUCUGGAGACCACCGUCGGCAGGUUCUAUACUAACCUUCCCAACCGGAUGAUUGACGAAGCUGUCUUUAGCCUCCCCUUUUCUGAUGAGAUGGGAGAUGGUUUGAUCAUGACUGUGAGUAAGCCCUGUUAUUUUGGAAACCUUCUUCUUGGAAUUGUAGGUGUGGAUGUGAACCUGGCUUACAUCCUUGAAGACGUAACAUAUUAUCAAGACUCUUUGGCUUCCUAUACUUUUCUCAUAGAUGACAAAGGAUAUACACUUAUGCAUCCAUCUCUUACCAGGCCGUAUUUACUGUCAGAACCCCCCCUUCAUACUGACAUCAUACAUUAUGAAAAUAUUCCCAAAUUUGAGUUGGUUCGGCAAAAUAUCCUAAGCCUCCCUCUGGGCAGCCAGAUUAUUGCAGUUCCUGUGAACUCCUCCCUGUCUUGGCACAUAAACAAACUGAGAGAUACCGGGAAGGAUGCCUACAACGUUAGCUACGCCUGGAAGAUGGUUCAAGACACUUCCUUUAUUCUGUGUAUUGUGGUGAUACAGCCAGAAAUACCUGUCAAACAACUGAAGAAUCUCAACACUGUCCCCAGCAGCAAGCUACUGUACCACCGCCUGGAUCUCUUGGGCCAGCCUAGUGCUUGCCUCCACUUUAAACAGCUGGCAACUCUAGAAAGUCCAACUGUCAUGCUGUCUGCUGGCAGCUUUUCCUCUCCCUACGAGCACCUCAGCCAGCCUGAGACAAAACGCAUGGUGGAGCACUACACAGCCUACCUCAGCGACAACACCCGCCUCAUUGCUAACCCAGGGCUCAAAUUCUCUGUCAGAAAUGAAGUAAUGGCUACCAGCCACGUCACAGAUGAAUGGAUGACACAAAUGGAAAUGAGUAGCCUGAACACUUACAUUGUCCGCCGUUACAUAGCAACGCCCAAUGGUGUCCUCAGAAUUUAUCCUGGUUCCCUCAUGGACAAAGCAUUUGAUCCCACUAGGAGACAAUGGUAUCUCCAUGCUGUAGCUAAUCCAGGCUUGAUUUCUUUGACUGGUCCUUACCUAGAUGUUGGAGGAGCCGGCUAUGUAGUGACCAUCAGUCAUACAAUUCAUUCAUCUAGUACACAGCUGUCUUCUGGACACACUGUAGCUGUGAUGGGCAUUGACUUCACACUUAGAUACUUCUACAAGGUUCUGAUGGACUUAUUACCAGUUUGUAAUCAAGAUGGUGGCAAUAAAAUAAGGUGCUUCAUAAUGGAGGACAGGGGUUACCUGGUGGCACAUCCAACCCUCAUUGACCCCAAAGGCCAUGCCCCUGUUGAACAGCAGCAUAUCACCCACAAGGAGCCCUUGGUAGCCAAUGACAUCCUGAAUCACCCCAACUUCGUGAAGAAAAACCUAUGCAACAGCUUCAGUGACAGAACAGUCCAGAGGUUUUACAAAUUCAACACCAGCCUAGUGGGGGAUUUGACAAACCUUGUUCAUGGCAGCCACUGUUCUAAGUACAGACUGGCAAGGAUCCCGGGAACCAAUGCGUUUGUCGGCAUUGUCAACGAGACAUGCGACUCUCUUGCCUUCUGUGCUUGCAGCAUGGUGGACCGGCUCUGUCUCAACUGUCACCGAAUGGAACAAAACGAAUGUGAAUGUCCUUGUGAGUGCCCUCUAGAGGUCAACGAAUGCACUGGCAACCUCACCAAUGCAGAGAAUCGAAACCCAAGCUGUGAGGUCCACCAGGAACCAGUGAGCUACACCGCUAUCGAUCCUGGCCUGCAGGAUGCCCUUCACCAGUGUAUCAACAGCAGGUGCACUCAGAGGAUGGAAAGUGGGGACUGUUUCGGUGUGCUGGAUUGUGAGUGGUGCAUGGUGGACAGCGAUGGAAAGACUCACCUGGACAAAUCCUACUGUGCACCCCAGAAGGAAUGCUUUGGGGGGAUUGUCGGAGCCAAAAGUCCCUACAUUGAUGAUAUGGGAGCAAUAGGUGAUGAGGUUAUCACAUUGAACAUGAUUAAAAGUGCCCCCGUGGGGCCUGUGGCUGGAGGUAUUAUGGGAUGCAUCAUGGUACUGGUCCUUGCUGUGUAUGCUUACCGACAUCAGAUUCAUCGCCGGAGUCAUCAGCAUAUGUCUCCUCUUGCUGCCCAAGAAAUGUCAGUGCGUAUGUCCAACCUGGAGAAUGACAGAGAUGAAAGAGAUGAUGACAGCCACGAAGACAGGGCCAUCAUCAGCAACACUCGAUUCAUAGCGGCAGUCAUCGAACGGCACACACACAGUCCUGAAAGAAGACGGCGCUACUGGGGCCGAUCGGGAACAGAAAGUGAUCACGGUUACAGCACCAUGAGUCCACAGGAAGACAGUGAAAAUCCUCCGUGCAACAACGACCCCUUGUCAGCAGGAGUUGAUGUGGGAAACCAUGAUGAGGACUUGGAUCUGGAUACCCCACCUCAGACUGCUGCCCUCCUAAGUCACAAGUUCCACCACUACCGGUUACACCACCCCACCCUUCACCACAGCCACCACUUGCAGGCCGCCGUGACCGUACACACAGUGGAUGCAGAAUGCUAA